AUGGCAUCACGUCUAGAUCAUAUAUUCUCAUACGUAAAUGAGAUCGAAAGUCGGGCGAAUAAGUUGACUACUUCUGUGUCACAAUCCAAUGAAUUGAUAAAUACAAUUUCAUUCCUAAAUCAAGCUACCAUUGAAUAUGAUCAAACAAUAGAUGAUAUAACUACAUUAAUUGAAGAAAAUAAUAAUAGUUUAAAUGAGUUCAAGAGUUUACAUGAACGAGCUUUCUAUUUUGAUUCAAAUAUUUUGCAUAAUGAUAGUAUAACAAAUCAACAAGCUUUUGAACAUAUAACUCAAGAGUACAUGCAUCUACUAGGAAACUUGCGUAAGAAUGACAAUUAUAAUUACCAUGACGAGAACAAGAAAGGGGAUGAAAUAGUGAAUACAAGUCAGGAUGAUUCGAACAAUUUGAAACGACAUCACGAGCCCGAAAUAGAACAUCUCGACCCACCAUCACCUUCUCAACCACAGUCACAGUCACAGCCACUGCCACAAGAAGAAUUAGAGCAAGACUUAUCACCAUUACGCGAUCAUAUCAACCCACCAGAUCUUAAGAAAAUGAUAUCUGUAUCGAAUUUGAGAUUAAAACCAAUGAGGUGUGCUUCGUCGACAAGUCAACUGAUUGCCAAAAAGAAAUCAAGAUAUAGAUUAUCAAGUAUUUAUAAUAUCAAUCCAAUAGCAUAUGAUGAGUCCACAAUUGGAACAUCAUCAACUUCAUCAUCAGCUACUGAACAAAGCACUACUGCUGAAUUGUCAACACAGGAAUAUGAUCAUUCAAGAAUGCAAAAUAGUGUAACAAAUUCAUAUGAAACUUUAGCAUCUCACCUUUUAGAUCCGGUUCAAGUUAAUGAGGGCCACGAAUUGGAAAAUGGACUAUUAUCAAAGGAUAACUUGCAUAGUAUUGUCACAAAAGAGUUUGAUCAUAUUAUACCCCGAGGUAGAUCCAAUUCUUUACCUACUUCCACGACAAAAGACCUUUCAUUUUCAGAUGACGAUAUACUCAAGGAGUUUGAUUGUGAAGUCGAUAUACUAAGGUUCAAUAGAUUAAAGCAUUUUAUUAGUGUCAGUCACCUACCCAACAAACAUAAUUAUGGAGAUGAAGUCCAUAUUGAUGAAUAUGACAUCGAUAAUGACGACGAGGAAGACAACAAUCAAGACAAUGGUAUUUUCUUCAACGAUAUUUAUCAUAAAUCACCUACACCUCAAUCUAGAUUAAGUGACCAUGAUGAUAUGGUAUCAGUGAUAUCUGAUUAUUCCUAUUACUCUCCAGACAAACAACAAAAUCAUGGUAGUAGUGAGAAUGAUGAUUUAUUUGAGUAUGAUAAUUUCAGUGGAUUUUUGCGAAAAUCACGUUUGGAUCUAAACAAAGAUUUACACCAAGCAUUCCCACAUCUAAUGAAACCACCAACAGCUGAAGAUACUCAAUCAGAAAUGGCUCGGCUGAAAUAUAAAUUCCAUAAUCCUAUCGAAAAACAAUUGAGUAGCUCCCAGAUUUCAACAGCUACGUUCAACGUUCAAGCAUCUGCAGUUAUGCAAACAAAAAAUUUGCAACGCGUAACUUCAUUACCAUACCUACCAUCCAAUUCAAAGAAUUCAGCUUCGUCAAUAUUACAUUCCUAUAUUGAAAGACCAUCGACUCCAUCUGAAACUGCACAUUCUUCAUUGUCGUUCAAUGAUAGUUUCUUGAAAUUUUGUCAGUCAAAACUGGGACCUACAUCUAUGGAAAAUCCCAAACUUGCAACACCUCCGAGAAUAAAGCAGUUGAAAAAAUCAAAGAUGAUAAAAAGUAAUCCUAUUUCAAUACCCAGUGAAGCUCAAUUGAAACGUAUCCCGACUCAAGUACAGUCGUUACGAAAUGAUGGAUCUUAUUCAAAAUUAACACUUGGUCCAAAUCAUACUAGACUGGUUAAACACGGCAAUGGUUCGUUAUUUAAAAAUCCAAUAAUCGGUUCGUAUGAUCAAUUUGCAUUAAAAGAGGCACUAUCCUCGAGUCUAUUGGAUUAA
This is a messenger RNA of Candida tropicalis MYA-3404, 2001 nucleotides long. RefSeq lists its product as uncharacterized. Lineage: Eukaryota; Fungi; Ascomycota; Pichiomycetes; Serinales; Debaryomycetaceae. The record is from RefSeq and is a predicted model, not a curated record. Bases 1 to 2001 code for a protein of 666 amino acids. The transcript has a single exon.